Molecule: messenger RNA, 1290 nt
Organism: Oncorhynchus nerka (sockeye salmon)
Lineage: Eukaryota; Metazoa; Chordata; Actinopteri; Salmoniformes; Salmonidae
Product: protein NEL-like
Exons: 5
Cellular component (GO): cytoplasm
Molecular function (GO): heparin binding; protein kinase C binding; calcium ion binding
Source: RefSeq, a predicted model, not a curated record
ACAUUGAUGAGUGUACCGAUGGCUUCGUGGAGUGUGAUAGCAGAGCCAUCUGUGUUAACCUGCCUGGCUGGUACCACUGUGAGUGUCGGGACGGCUACCAUGACAACGGGAUGUUCUCAGCCAAUGGGGAGUCCUGUGAAGAUAUAGAUGAGUGUGCGACAGAAAGACACAGCUGUGCUAACGAUACGGUGUGUUUCAACGUGGACGGAGGCUACGACUGCAGGUGCCCUCACGGCAAGAACUGCACCGGGGACUGUAACCAUGACAACAAGCACAAACACAACGGGCAGAUCUGGGUGCUGGACAACGACAGGUGCUCCGUCUGCUCCUGCCAGUCUGGUCUGGUGAUGUGUCGUAGGAUGGUGUGUGACUGUGAGUCCACCACAGCCGACCUGUUCUGCUGUCCAGAGUGUAACCCCGGCCUCAGCAGCCAGUGUCUGCACCAGAACAGACUCAUUACAUACAGCAGUGGAGACACCUGGGUGGACAACUGCCAGCAGUGCCAGUGUAUGAGUGGAGAGGUGGACUGCUGGCCCAUGUCCUGCCCUCCAGUGGUGGACUGUGAGUUUACCCAGGUGCCCGAGGGGCAGUGCUGCCCGCGCUGCAUCACCGACCCCUGCCAGGCUGACACCGUCCGUAACGACAUCACCAAGACGUGUGUAGACGAGAACGGACUGACGCGCUUCAGCGGAGCCGCCUGGACCAAACACAGAACAGAAUGCACCCUCUGCCAGUGCAAGAACGGACAUGUCUGUUGUUCAGUGGACCCCCUGUGCCUUUAGUCUGGCUCAGACAGAAAGAUACUGAGAGCGAGCUCUACAAGGCAUCUAUCUUUGUACAGUCUCACCUUUAAUAAGAACUGAAACCCCUCCCCCAAACCUUCAACAUCUUUAUACCAAAUACCACCUGAACCCACCGUUCCAAGUGGAUGGAUGGCCUGCCGGCCCAACUCCAACCCUUGGUACCCAUCGACAGACUAUUGGAUGGUAUUGGAUGUUGUGAAAUAAAGUCUUCUGAUUGUGUAAAGAAACCUAAAGAAGUAUCUGUAUUCAGUGUUCACCUCUUUCUGCCCGUCUUUCACUUUGUAAAGGAAAAGGACCUUGGUAUUUGUGAAAAGUAAUGUUCUGGACUUUCUCCACUCCUUUUCUGUGUCCAUUCAGUUGUGUUGUUUGGUUCUGUAUUAUGGACUGUUUGUUCAGGGUUUAAUUGGAUUUAUUUGAUGGCUUGGUAUCGUGUAUUGAUGAAAUAAAGAUGUUCAUUAAAAAGGGGGACUGGUUUUCCCUCUCUGUA